Porites lobata is the source of this 11078-nucleotide messenger RNA. The record is from the annotation of a GenBank genome assembly. Lineage: Eukaryota; Metazoa; Cnidaria; Anthozoa; Scleractinia; Poritidae.
AUGGCUACGAGUUUGCAGGCGAAAAUUGAGAGUUUGGGCGAAAAAUUACGGGAAGAAAACAAAUUAAGGGAAUGUGAACUGCUGGAAAAAGAUGUUCAACAAUCCACCUGCCCAAAGAAGCCUCUUUUGAGUCUCGAUCUACCAACGAGUACCCGUCAACGUCGACCAGGUGAGUGGAUUGUAAAUCUAUAGGCCACCAUGAAAUCUUCAACAGACGUUCCAGUGUAUUUUGUCUUUGUGGAAUUUAGCUUGUUUUGUCGGUGACUAAGAAUUAGAGUGACAGGAUUUUGUAGUGUGAUUACGGUGUUUUCGCGUUUUAAAAGCCAAAUUUUUGGAUAAAGAUCUUGCAAGUGCGUGCGUUUAAUGAGUUUAAUACUGGUGUUUAUACUUCUUUGUAUACUAAAAGAACUUGGCAGAUGGUCAUUCAUAUAUUUGAAUGAGGUGUUAUAAAAUUCAAUUUGAAUGUGUCGUAGCUUUCUCUAACGUAAGUUAGAAUGUAUGUCAAGAUGUGAUUAAUAAGUUUCGAUAGCUUUUAAUAGCUUGAAUAAAGGCCAAUGGAGCUCAGUUAAAAACGUGUUUAAUCUUGUUUGGUAGAUUAGAGUUCGUCUCUGUUCUAUUCAACAGUAGUUGAAAUAUGGAACAGAAAAGGGAUUAUCAAUAAAUCUUUCAUGUUAGUUUACUGUUUCGUUUGUACUGAUAACAGUGUUUGAAGAAAGGAAAAAGAUGUUAAGUAAUGUAUCAGUGAAUGUAAUAAAAAGCACCCAGUUACUGGAAGAAAGGCAGUGUUUUUAGCUUAAAGAAAGGGAUAUUAGUAUUGCUAUACAAGGUACAUAAAUUAAUUUGCAUGGUAAUCAUAUUAAAAACAAAAAUCAAAACAUGCAAAAUGAUUUGUUGUUAGUUCUAUAACACCAGGCUACACUAAGAAAUUCCCUAUAAAUGCUGUAAUUUUAUUGCUUCCAGUAAGUAAGUGAAUGAAAGAGCUCUGAUCUGUUCUAUCUUAUCUGCCACAGGCAAUUUAUGUGUUCCAUCCCAGCCAAGGUCAGGAAGACAGCGCCGUUGUCUAAGAGCAACAGGAAGUCGAAACAAAGAUGAUGACAGGUACAGGAUAUUUUAUUAUUUUUAUUAAUUUUCUUUGCAUAAAAUAAUGAUAUCGUCAAUUAGUCUUAACAAAUUAUAUAUACAUGGUAAUAUUCUUGUGGGCAAUGAUAGGUUAGUUUAUGUCUUUUGAGGUUCAAUCUUAUUGUUGGUUCAAAUUUUAUUUUCCUUUUUUAUGAGCAUUAUUAUGUAUGAGAAUGAGUGUGAAGCAAAAGAAAAUGAAAUGAAAACCAGGGAUAAAAUUGAACUACAACAUAUAAAUAGUGUGGGAAAAGCAAUCUCUUGGAGUAUUUCUUCUACAUUUUGUGUGCAUUACACUGUAUAUGCUGUCCAAGUGAGAAAUGUCAUAGUACCGGUAAUUCUUUUUUUUGGUGUUUUAUAAUCUAUUUGGAAACCAGAAACCUUCAAAUAAAGAUCUCAGAAGCCUUCAAGAACACUCUUUAUUUGACCUUUGUGACUUUUUAGGUUUUACUCUACAGAGGAAGUGCUCAAAGUAACCACAGCUAUUUUCAGGUUUAUGAUACAACAUACACUGUUAAUAUACAUACAAAUCUAGAAUACAAUAGGCAUGACAAUGAUCAAUUUGGUCUGAAUUACAAGUCACUAGUGCGUAGUAGAUGUUUCCUGUAUCCCCUUCUUUUAGUGUUGGGUUUGUCAAGACCACAAUAUUAGCAAUAAAUUAAGUUGUUGUUUUUUUAGACGUUUAAUAUUAAUUUGCAAUUAAGUUGCUGUUUUCUACACUGCAGUGCACAAAUUGAAAUAAAGCUUCAAGAAAUUACCAAACAGACUGGAAUCUUAAAGCUAAAGGAUGCGGUUAGUAAAAAGACAGUUUACAUUGUAAAUUACAGUAGUUGUAACUAAGGUAAUUAUAUUUUUCAUGUUGUCUCAAUUAAUUUUCCUAAGGCAGGAGCACUGUAAAUAUAUAUUUGGUGGUUCAAUUUUAUCCUUGGUUUAAAUUAUUGUAUUUCCCCUUGUUUUAAACUCAUUAUCAUGCAUUACCAUACCCAAAAACAAAGGGAAAAAAAAUACGAACCAAGGAUGAAAUUGAACUAUAAUAUGCAGUAUACAACAAACAUUAAUGCCAUGUAAUGGAAUUUUUUUUAUAAAGCUUACAAGUACAGUGUUUUUGUAUGUCCAUCAGAGCUUUGGUUUUACUAUUGAUGAUUUGGAGACCAUUGAAGAGAUUGGAAGUGGAACAUGUGGCCAAGUGUGCAAGAUGAAGCAUAAACAAACAGGAGAUGUCAUGGCAGUCAAGGUACAGACCAUAGACUGUUUCCCUGCAAUUAGCAAUACUUGACUUCCUCAAUUAAAGUAAUUUCCUUAAGCAGGUGUGGUUAGAACUCCAUGUAUACAAUGAAUAGCCCUAUUGACUGGAACAUCCAUGACAGUUAAAAAAGCAAACAGUUCAUUAGACAAUUUUUUUUCCAAAAGAACGAUGUUGUACAGUCGCAUAGUCGUUCAAAUGUUUACAUCGUCUAUCAGUGCUUGUAGUGCUGUGUUCUGUAACAGUUUGAAUUGCAUUGCCUAACUUACAUACGAUGAUAACUUUUACCUGCAAACAGAAAAUGCGACGGAGUCAAAACAAAGAAGAACAGAAGAGAAUUCUAAUGGACCUUGAAGUAGUUAUGAAGUGCCACAGCUGCCCGUUCAUUGUCAAUUGCUUGGGAUCAUAUAUUUCCAGAGUGAGUCCCUUGUUGUUAAUUUUGAAGGUUACUGACUUUGGUUCAUUUAUUAUUUUUGUAUCCCGUUUUAAAACAGGCUGUUUUUUCGGUGUUGUCUUUGUAAUGGUAACAGGACUGAGUGGAGUCCAAUUCGGUCUGUAAUCAUAGGAGUGAUUAACAAAAUCGGACGACCGUGUAGGGGAAAUCCGAUUUGUUUGAUCACGAGUAUGAUUACAGACCGAAUUGGACGACACGAAGUUCUGUCACCAAUUAAUCAUAACUUUAACAAAGUUUGUGAUAUAAUAGGCUAUUUUUUACAUCAAAACACAGGAAAUUCGACAUUUUGUUUUGCUAACAUUGAAAAAAAAAGCCAUUUAAGUGCGCGCUUGAUGGCGCGUACUGCCCAAUUUCUUAGGCAUGACGCAUACUGUCCUAUUAAAGUGUCCAAUUAAGGCUGAAAUCAGGGCAGUUGACAGCCAAUCAGAUUUGACAAUUUUGUUACAGUUAUGACUAUCACUAAAACUGCAACCUUAUCAGAAUGCAGCUUCAGGAUUUUGCUUCUGUGCAAAGAAAUGCUAUUUCUGAUACUUCAAAAUGAUGCCAUCAUGGAAAUGUCCACGUUUUUUCAGCUGAAUUUGCCUAAAUGUAGAUUUAGAACCUUAUUGAAGCAUGAGUACUAUUUUAAUUUAUCGGGGUUUUAUUUACAUGUAUUUGUGUAUUAUUUUGGUAGUCUGAUGUGUUUAUUUGUAUGGAAUUGAUGACAACAUGCCUGGAUAAGUUAAUGAAGAAACUUAGUGGACCAAUUCCAGAAGAGGUGUUGGGGAAAAUAUCAGUUUCUGUAAGUAUUGUGUCUAAUGCAUUUACAUGUAACAGUUUGUCAUUUACAUGUAAGGAGUCUUUAAUACUGUUGAACUUAAAUACAUGUAACUUUGCAAAAUUAAUUUCACAUUCAUCUGUUUUUACAUGUAAAAUGUACAAUGUAUGUUUUGUUUUCCUACUACAGACCAUGUGAUGAUAGCCCAAAAAAUUCUCUUUUUCAAAAGAGUGUUGUCUUAUCCACAUGCAUGCAUGAUUUAUGAAAAGAUAAAAGGCAAAUUACCUUAAGAACAUAUCAAGUGGUAUGAAUUGGAAAAACAAAACAUACAAGCUGUAAAGGUCUUUUAAUGAUGUGCUCCAAGUAACAUACAAGCAGAGUUUGUAACCAGUACUCAGUGAGUUCGUUUAAUUGACUGUUCAAAUAAUAGUACAUGUAACAGUAUAUUACGUACAUUACAGUUUUCUUCACAAUUUUCUCAGCAACAUUUUAGGCAAUGAAGUGUACACUUUUUGCGGUCUUUAAGCAAGGCAGAUACUUGUAUUUCAUUGAAUUUAAAAACAACUUUAUUGGUGAAAAUUUGAGAAUAGAACUUGUAUAAUUAUAAGUCUGAAAUCCAGAUUAGCUGAAAUUUGUUAGUGCCAAAUGCCCCAGAAGUUCUUUAAUCCACAUAAAGAAGCUCAUGUGGAAACUUUAUGUCACACGGUGGAUUUUACAUUGUUUAUUUAUGCAUGUAUCUCCUACGGGGGAGGCCUUCACUGUAUUGAUGUAUGAGAUGUUUCGUUUGUAUAUGUACAUGUGUCCAUGUUUUUCUCAGAUUUUGUUUAAUUCUGUGAUCCUAUACGAACAUGGCAAGGCCAGGGAAAAUCAGUUCUUUAGCAGUGAGGGUAACUUUAUAUUAAAUUAUUGUAAUCAUUAUGUACAACAUGUUUGCAGUAAGUGUGUAUUCUGUUUCAGAUUGUCAAAGCUUUAAAUUAUCUCAAGGAGACUCAUGGAGUCAUGCACAGAGGUACAUAGACUGUAACUAUACCAGUCAGACAAUAAUGCCAUUGCAAUUGUGUGAUUGGAUGCAAUUUGAGAUCAGUUAUUGUCUUACAAAUCACAUCCAAUCACAUAGUCCACAAAAGAUUUCACCUGGACAACACAACUAAUAAAAAAUAAUGCUUUUUAAUUUUAAGGUACUUACAUAAACAUUAGUUUGAUAAAAUCAUGUAGACCUCUUGAAAUUUUGAAUCAAUUUAGGUUUCUGGGAAACUGCCCACCUACAGUACCGCUCAAAAGUAAGUUGACACUCGAAGCUCGAAACUUGAGACUCGAUCCUCGUGUCUCGAAGCUUGAACACUUCGAGUUUCAAGAUGGGAGGAUCGAGUCUGGAGACAAAAGAACAAAGAAUUGCGGCUGUAUACUGUGCAUGAGCGAUAUUAAUACGGUCGUUUCUAGUAUAAGUUGUUUCGUUGUUGUUUACUUUUUGAAAGCUAUUACAAAUAUGUGUCUUGCCUUCAGUUCUAAAAAGCAAGUUUCAAAAGGACUAUUAACAGGAGACCAGAAGCGAACAUUUUCGCUUUCAAAGCGCAAACUUCGUUUAUACGAAAGCGAACGAGUCUCACCCAAUGCGCGGAGCGGUGAUUUUUAGAAUGAAACGUAAGUGUACACUUUUAGAGAGAGCGCUUUCUCGACUCAAAAUUUAAAACUCAAUCCUCGAUCCUCGAUCCUCAAUCAUCGAAACUUGAGACUCGAUUCUCUAGACGCGAGACUCAAUCCGCGAAAGUUUCAAGAAUCGAGAAUCGAGUCUUGCGUCUUGAGGAUCGAGACGUGAGUGACUGUCAACUUACUUUUGAGCGGUACUAUACCCCUCCCCUAAAUCAACAUUUUUGCCCUAAACAAGAAGUAAGUGUUAAUUUUGGCUUAGGGGAGCGGUAGGUGGGCAGUUUCCCAGAAACCUAACUUGAUCCGAAAUUUCGAUACAGUCAACUGUCUCUUAAUGGACACCUCGUUAUAACGGACACCUACACUUUGUCUCUGCCUUUCUUUAGUCCUUUUAGUUGACUCUCUAUGAGGUGGACAUUUCUGUAAGACAGACACAAUAUAGUGCUGGCUCCAAAGGUGUCUGCCUCAGAGAGAGGUGGCUUGUAAACACUUAAUUUGUAAUUUAGCAUUGCUAAUAACAAGCAAGAUAUAAAAAUAGGAAAUAAAAUGUAGAUAGUAAAAGAUAACUUAAGCCAAGUCACUGUAGGCUUCUCUGAAGUAGUACUUUUGUACAUGUAUGUCUAAAGUAGUUUUUAAGACUUAUAAAAAUAUUAUUAUUCUCAUUCCUAAUGUAGUCCUCUAAAUAAUUUGUGUAAGUGAAAAAAACAAAACUUUCAAGUGGAGUGUACAUCAAGUCUGUAUGCUUACUUAGGUCCAGUUUUGUGAAAUACACCUUGAACCCCAUUUACAUGUAUGUGACAAACCAAGAGUCAUGAAGAGUUUGUUGUAUUAAUGAGGUGGUCAUACAUUGUAUUACUGAAGUUGACUAAAGAAAGAAUAGUAAGGGUGGUCAAAAUUUAUUGUGGCAUACCGUAGGGUUAUAAAAAGGACAAUAAAUAAACUUGUUCUGUUGUUUCUCCGAUGAGAGUGUGCAGACUUUAUUCUGUUCAUUGCUAGAUGUGAAACCAUCCAAUGUAUUGCUGGAUCAGAACGGUGCAGUGAAACUUUGUGAUUUUGGCAUAAGUGGUCGAUUGGUGGAUUCUAAAGCCAAAACAAGAAGUGCUGGGUGUGCGGCUUAUAUGGCGGUAAGUUUUGUGCUAAGGUUGUCAUUAGAGCUUUUCCUGAGAGUGACCAAAAUCAGUUUUCUCCUAACAACAUCAAAAGCUAAUCAAGAUAAAAGGUUAUGACAGUUAAUAAAAAUAAAUGGCAAUUUAAAGGAUCACAUUCUCUCAACUAAUAAUAAGGAAAUAUGUGGAUAUGGGGGCUCUAGCUUUUAAACCUUUAAACCCUAAGGUCAAAAUUUGAAUUCUCAUUUGUUGCCCCUAUUCAUUUCCUACAGAAGUAGUGGGGAGAAGUUGAUAAAAUAUCAAGCAAAUUCAUAUCUUGUGUGAUCAUGUCCUUAAUUCUCAUGACCACUCUGUUUUACAAAGCAUUGAUAUUACAAGGAGAAAUUUGAUGCUGAUCACUCUUAUGGCUUAAAGGGUUAAGUGGCUCUUUCUAGCAGCUUCAGUGGUUCAUUAACUGGUUUAUAUCAAAAGGUUAUCAAAACGUGUAAGGGACGGGUCAAGACAUUGUUUCCCUUAUAAAGGUGAUAUGUAAUUCUUACCAUCGCACAUGUCUCAACAGCCUGAGCGUAUUGACCCUCCGGAUCCAAUAAAUCCAGAUUAUGAUGUCAGAGCAGAUGUGUGGAGCCUGGGAAUAACUCUGGUGAGGAGAGCAAAUUUAUGUAGACAAUAAUUCCGCAGAGUUUGUUAAAGAAAUGUUCAAUUGUAUGUGUUAGUAUACCCAACUUCAGAAGGUUUAUCUGUGCAUGCUUACCGAUAUGUUGCUAAUGUAUCGGUCAAAUCGAAGCUUCAACAUGCCCCCCCCCCCCCGGGCAUACCCCGGGCAUUUGACACCUUUGCCAUCCCGGGGGGGAGGGAAUUUGAUUAUCAGAGUCUUCCAGGGGGUGGGGAAUUUGAUCCCCAUGCUUUAGGGGUGGGGGAUUUUAACUGCACCCUCGAUUUCAUGUAAAAUCUUUGGUGUGGCGAGCUAUCAUGGGGGACGCGGUGUUAGAGGAUUUUCGUGGAAAAGAUUGUGCCUUUGUGGCCAAUUGGUUGCAAGGAAAGGGCUUAAACAAGCUCUGUGCCAUAUUUGAAGUAUUUAAAUUUUAAAAUUUUUAAUAUUGGAUUCAGGCUUUGAAUGUAUGACUGUAUUUUAUUGUUGUGUUUACAAUGAAAUACAAUACCUAUACCGGCGAUUCAAUACAACAACAUAAAAUAAAAUAAAAAGCUCAGGUCAACUACUUUGACCUACUGCAAGUAUGUUAAUUAAUAAGGUGAGCGAUGAUGCAUGUCAUGUAGUAAUCUCAAUAGGUGGGAUCUUUUUUUUAUAGAACGCUUUGUAUGUUGCAUGACGAAAAAAAGCUGAGCAUUCAGUUAUCUUGUAGCAGCGAUUUCCGCCGCUUUGCAUAAGACUUUUGUUCGUAGUAAAUACGCUAACAGUGUUUCUCAGUUUUUGUUAUAUUUAUAAAGAAUUUGCUCUACAACUGAACAUUUCCACCGUCUUUCUGUCAUUUUUGUGCCUGUGAAAUGUCCCCGGGGUGGGGGCAUUUGAUCACCUGAAUGGACCCUAGUGUGGGUCAUUUGAACGGCAUUUUGGCCCGGGUAGGAGGGAAUUUGAACAAUAAUUUUCAAAAAAGUCAAAUGCCCGGGGGGUUGCCCGGGGGGGGGGGGCAUGUUGAAGCUUCGAUUUGACCGAUACAUAAGACCUGUAUGUAUGACUGUGAUUUUUUAACAAAUAGUUUUGGUGAGUCUUAGGACUCAUCUCGCAAAAAAUCAUGAAUCCUAGUCCAGAACCAUCGAGUCACAGUUCAAAAAACAAUGAGUUCGAAACUGAAUUUUUUGGGGCCUUUAUGUAACCAUGCAGACAAUUAAUCUGAAGACAGACUACAAAACUCUGUAUUACAGUUUACUGGAAUAAAUAUCUCCUUCUAUCGUAAAGCAAAACAAAGACUAAAAGAAAUAUACCUCGUUAAACAACAGCCGCAAGAACAGCCACAGAAAUCACACGAACAGGAUAUUCUACAAAAACAUCUUCAGAUCGAUCGGUCGAUGUUUGCGUCCCCGGCGACGCAUCCAAUGAAUUAUUAAUUUUUGCGUUUUGGCGCUUUUUUGUGCGUCAGGGACGCAGGACGUAGAGGUGACAAAACAAAAUCAUUGAGUAUGAGCAGGAAGACAUAAACUUUAAUUUUUUAUUAUUAAACAAAUGUUUUGUGCUGUUUGUCUUAUAUUCCAACAGUGUUCAGCAGUCUUUGCUCAUUCUUUUUUUAAUUUUUUUCUUUUUACCUUAACGAAUUAUCUGGCCCGUUUUUGCCCUGUUGUGCAUUGUAGUGUAAAUUGCUACGGUAGCAAAACGAACAAAACAUGCAUACAUUUCGUUACAGCUAGCACACGCGCAAACGACCUGCUGCGUACAGAAUACCUUACAUAGAACUCUACUCAAAAGAUUCAUGGUGGUUUGGUGUCUUUCUCUAUUUAUUUACAGUAGCUUUGCAGCUGUAUGUUGUGUUCCUCUGUUUCAGGUUGAGCUUGCCACAGGAGAGUUUCCAUACAGGAACUGCACCACAGAGUUUGAAGUGUUGUCUCGUGUCAUGAGUGAGGAUCCCCCUGAGCUACCUAAGGACGGGAAAUUUUCCAAGAACCUCAAUACAUUCGUGAGGACUUGGUAAGUGGAGAUCAAUUUUUUAUUAUCAGGGACACCCAACGUCAAUUUUCGGAAAAUAUCUGUUCGGAAGACGAUUUGAGAUCUAGAAUUUUCGGAACAUUUGUUGUAAAGUUUGUUGCUUGCCUGCCUCCCCUUGCCCAUUUUUAACGGAUUUUUAACCUAAAAAGGUCACCUAGAAUUUUCGGGAGCCUUUUUUCUGGCUGAAAUCUUCGAAAAGGUAAAUUUUGAUCCCUAUAAUUAUCGGAUCUCUAGACUUUCAGCUAGGAAAUCCGAACAGAUGAAAAAUUUUUAUGGGAUAAAAAAAUGCCUAUAUCUACUGUUUAAAAACUAAAAAUACGUUUAACAAUGUUGUGUUUAAGUGGUUUUUAACUUUUUUCUCGUUGGGUGCCCCUGAAUCAUGUCAGUAAGACUUACUGACCAUACAAGGUACAUGUGAGAUAGUACAUGCGUCGCACAAUGGUUAAGUGAGCUUUGAGGCUUUGAGGCUACGACCGAGAAUGCUCGGAGGAUGCGCCGAACUCAGCUGCCGCUGACCGCCAUGAGCAUAUCGGCUGAUCUUUGUUGUUAACUCAGUUCCGAAUUGCUUUUAACCACAUGAAAAAUUUUGCCCCUCAAUUAAAACUCGAAAAGAGACCAUAUCGCAAAAAGUAGCGACCCAUUCAAAAAAAAAAUAUGAAGAAUGUGUUGUAUUCAAUACCUAAGCUAAGCUGAACUUAAUACACUGUACUUUUUUCAGUGAUUACUGUGAACAAUCAAGUCCUAUUUUGUUGGUUUGCUUCAAGUUUCUGUAAAUCAGCAAUAUUAUAACAGAGAUGUACUUUCCCAUCUUUUUAGCUUGGUGAAGGACUACAGACACAGACCAAAGUAUAAUAAAUUAUUGGUAAGUACUGUUUUUUUGUUAAACUGUAUGGUGUGUAAUUUCGAUGCGCUUUGAGAUUUUCCUUCGCCCUAAAAAGACUGGCGUCUACUACGCUGGCUAAAUCAGGUACAUGUGGCUUGCGAAAAGUUUUGCCUAAUUCGGACUUUUUUUUUGCCUCAACGGUCGAAGCUUCAUAUAUCCAAAGUCAGUUCGAUAUUAAUGUUAUCCCAGCGAACAAGGAUCAACACUCAAAUAUUUAGCCUCAUCGAUGGAAAACCCUUUUGAUUUUAUGUGUUUUUUGCUCCCGCGGCCAAAGACGUUACAGCUGAAAUUUUAGCGACAAACCUUCUUCUUUCUUCAUCUCAGCGUAAUGUUAUAAUUACAUUCUCAUUUUCCCUAAUAUUAUCCUCUUUAUAAGUGCAGUGCUGUUGUACCUUCAGCGCUAACGUCGAUACUCACCUCUGCACUGAAACGGCCAGUAGAUACAUUUCGUAUUAUGCUCGGUACCUUCUCUCUUGCUACCCUUCGUGCCAGAGACUACUGCGCCGUUUCGGCGUCGUCUCUCGUGGCUCCGGACUUCGGCCGAACAUCUGUCGGCCGACAAGAAGCAUACUCAGGGUACUUUCCUACCAAACCUUAAACACUGUUACUUUUUUGUUUAACAGAAGCAUCCCUUUAUUCUUGGAUUUGAACAUAAAGAGGUCAAUUUAGCGGGCUGGCUUGCUAGUGUUCUUGAAGAUUCACACUUUCCUGGGACGGAAGUUUAGAGAGCGGUACCCAUAGAAUUAAGGCGCAGAUUUAUUAUUAUAAAAACAAAGAUUCUUUAGUUCAGAGAAGACAUGUAUUGUGGAAAACAAAAUUGUCCUAUAGUUAAAGUUGGGUUCUCAUCGUUUUUUUAUGUUUCUUGUAUAGUUCACAUUUGACCAUGAAAUCAUUCGAUAAAUGCUGUAUAAUUGUUGCAAGAAAAUUUAUAUUAUUUUUUGUAGACGACAAAAGUGAGUUUCUGCUUUGUCAUUUCGAUUAUUGAUGUGUACGGAACAUGAUUCUAGUAGAAGAAACAAAUUAUCAGACUUUUCAAAGUUUUCUCUGAGAGAAAGUGAACCCAAUUCUGAUUUUUAAAAAAGACAAAGAAAAAAGCUAGUGUAAAAAGAGGCAAUGUCAUCCAUUUUGCUCUCACUCUGAAAAGACACGUUUUCCGGGGGGAACAUUAAAUUGUCUAGUUUCGAACUAAAUACGUUUAGGCUACUGUUGUAUAAAA